Aspergillus brunneoviolaceus CBS 621.78 is the source of this 333-nucleotide messenger RNA. RefSeq lists its product as uncharacterized. Lineage: Eukaryota; Fungi; Ascomycota; Eurotiomycetes; Eurotiales; Aspergillaceae. The record is from RefSeq and is a predicted model, not a curated record. The transcript has a single exon. Bases 1 to 333 code for a protein of 110 amino acids.
AUGAUACAGGUUCAGUGCAUACGCCUACGCCUCCUCGCCCUCGCCCUCCUUGGCCGCCUGAAUCCGCGCCAUAUAGUAUUUCUUCUCAUCGCCGGUCACCUCAUACACGUUCCAGCGUCUGGCCCACUUGACCAUAUCGUCCCUCGAACACUCAGCCGUGAAAUACUCCCCCCGCCCGAGCACCAUGGACUGCGCGUUCGACUCGCGCUACUUGACCGCGAGCCCGCGCGAAUCGAAGUACACGCCUCUCGGGGCGCCGCUCCAUCGGAUAUACCCGAGGUGAUAGCCUCUGGUGUGCAGGAAGACCAGAUCGCCGUGCCUGUUGAGGGCUAA